AAGAAACAGGUAAGCACAGAUACAAACCCUCAAAUAGUUCAUGACAUUAAUUUCAAUGAUUUGAAAACUCAGUUGGGGAUUGAUAAAAUAGUUGAGUCUAUUUCUCUAUUGACAAGUCAAAUGGCCGAAAAUACGGCGCGUAGUUCUUGUCAUAAUAAUGUUACAGAGUCUAUGGGACACAAUGUCAGCAAUAACAAACAAAUUUCGUCUUGCACUGUAACACAGGCAGAUUUAUACAAUAAAAGUAGCAAACCUGUAAAACAGUUUGUGUCUGUUGCAGAUUAUGAUCAAAAUAGUGUAGAUUACAAUGGUUAUGACGGGCCAAAUGAGUUUGAUUUUGAUCUGAGUUAUUUAGACAACCCAGAGCCCUCACCUUCAAUCUCAGGUAUCAAUCCUAACGAUGCUUUCAAAGAUGUUUUUGACAAUAAAGGUUUGCAAAUAACAAUAGAUAAUGAUCUUAAGGAGGACAAUGAUUUGUGGGAUAUUCCUCAAUUAAAUUCUGCAGAAAAAACAGGUCCUAAAGUUAAUGAUGGGUUGGCAAAAGCUAUAAAUGCAGCAAUAUCUGUUAAGUCCAACAAAGAAGCCAUGACUGAGUUAGAAAAACAAUAUGCACGUCCAGAAAAUUGCAAUCUCAAAGUUCCUCGUGUUAAUAAAGAGAUCUGGGAUGUUAUGGGGAAAAAUGCCCAUGCAGUUGAUUUAAACUUACAGAUAAUUCAGAAAUCUAUUGCAACAGGUUUGAUUCCUCUUGUUCAGAUGGCAGAAUCUUUGAUCAGUAAACAAGAUACAGAAUCAGUUAAAAGCAAAAAGAUGCUUGGUGAUGCCAUUAGUAUGCUAGGAAACAGUUUUUACAAUUUAUCUAUGAAACGCAGAAAUGAAAUCAAAUCAUGUCUAACUCCAAGGUAUAAGAAAAUUGUUUCAGCUGAAAUACCAGUUACUGAUCAACUUUUUGGUGACAGUUGUAUGUCAAAAUUGAAAGAAAUGGGGGACAUAAAUAAACACCCUAUUGGUAUAAAAUCCGCAUUCUGGGAUUCAAAAUCUAAAAAUAGCUUGCUGUUUACAAAAAACUACAGCAAUCAGAACUACUCCAGCCCAAUGCAAAGAUACAACAAUGCAUACAGAGGCAGAGGCAGGUCAAGAUUCAUGACCAUGAACAGUUCUCAGAGGGGACGAGGUCAGAAACAGUACAUGAGCACAACAAAAAAGUACUACAAGUAAAGGUAAGGAAACUUAAUUAUGAAUACUGGAAAAAUUUUACAGAUGAUCAAUGGAUUUUAGAUAUAAUUUAUGCUGGAUAUAAAAUUGAGUUUAUGGAGAUUCCUUUACAAACAUCAAUGCCAAAACAAAUUAAAUUUAAUAAGGAAGAAGAAGAUCUGGUUUCUAAGGAAGUAGGAAAUCUUA
Molecule: messenger RNA, 1398 nt
Organism: Saccostrea echinata
Lineage: Eukaryota; Metazoa; Mollusca; Bivalvia; Ostreida; Ostreidae
Exons: 1
Coding region: 121-1215 (364 amino acids)
Source: RefSeq, a predicted model, not a curated record